Molecule: messenger RNA, 765 nt
Organism: Geosmithia morbida
Lineage: Eukaryota; Fungi; Ascomycota; Sordariomycetes; Hypocreales; Bionectriaceae
Exons: 1
Coding region: 1-765 (254 amino acids)
Source: RefSeq, a predicted model, not a curated record
AUGGGGCUUUUCAAUCCCGUUCGAGCUCUGGUGAUACCCGGCUUCUGUCUCAUCACCGUUCCUCUCGCCAUCCUGGCCGGAAUAACCACCACCCUGGCCUUCUCCGUCCUUCUCCUGCGCGUCUUCACCGUCUACCUAGACAUUCUCCUAUCCCUGGCGCCACGAUGGCCUUCUCGCCGACUAUUCUUCACCACUGCCGCCGUCGACAACGACACGGGGGCCACCAAUUAUCCGAGCACUUCCCAUCAUCAGCGACGCCACAGCCAUACCCCCCGUCGCCGACGCCGCAGCUCAACCGCCUCCUCAUCGUCCCUGGGCGAGCGCGGCCUCGGCCUGGUCCCCAGCGUCGGUGCCGAGCGUGACUUCGAAGGUAUCGGCGGUUGGCGUCUCGGCGGCCAGAUAGACGACGACCUGUGGAGCACAGCGUGCAACCCUCCUCUCGAGAUGCCCGACCGCCCGGUGUCCUACUUCGGACACGGCCACCACCACAGGUCAUCCUCAGCCAACGGCGGACCUACCACCCCCGGCGAAGGUGGUUAUCUCAUGAUGAAGAGUCGCACGCCGAGAGCCAAUGCCGGCGUCGGCAGCAGCAGUAGCGCCACCGCAUAUCCCUUGGCCUCGUCGCCGUCGUUGGCCGCGUCGCCCAACAACUCGAGGGCGCGUACGCCGUCUGGGCCGCGCCUGAAGUUCACACCCACGCAGCAGCCUGAUGGGUAUUUUGCCUUGAGCAGAAAUACGUCUCCUCAGGCAACAAAAAGGCAUUAG